Molecule: messenger RNA, 1125 nt
Organism: Elaeis guineensis (African oil palm)
Lineage: Eukaryota; Viridiplantae; Streptophyta; Magnoliopsida; Arecales; Arecaceae
Source: RefSeq, a predicted model, not a curated record
UUCUCCGACCGAGAGCCUCUUCUUCUCUCCAGCCAAAAAUUAAAAGGAAAAAUGGGUCAAUUUGUAGAAGAGAAGGCUCUUGGUGAUGAAUGCUCAGGGAGCCUCAAUGAUCAGCUUUCAGUCUUCUUUGGAGAGUACUUCCAUGAGUCAGACCAUUGUAGUGAAGAUGAUGGUAGCUUCGACGUUGAGGACAUGCUACAUUGCCUCGAGCGAGCUGAAUUCUGGCGGGACCAAGAGUGCAUGCUACGGGACAUUCUUGCUCAAAGUAGCACGGUGGGAACAAAGCUACUUCGGGACUUGACUCGAUCUGCGAACAUGGCGCGAGAGGAGUCAGAUGGAUGCAGCAGCUGUGCACGUCGUGCUGCCGUCGACCGCCUUCGUGCCAUGGGAUAUGAUGCAGCAGUGUGUGUAUCUAAAUGGAAGCCAACACAAAGUAUGCCAGGAGGCUUCCAUGAAUACAUAGAUGUUUUAGUCAGUCCAACACAGGAAGGAAAUGAAUCGCGCUUGUUGGUUGAACUAGAUUUCCAAUCAGAGUUCCAGAUGGCAAAAGCUUGUCAGAACUACCAUGAUCUGAUAAACCUCCUGCCUGAAACAUUUGUUGGAAAGCCCAAGCACCUCAACAGAAUUGUGCACAUCUUAUGUGAUGCAGGCAAAAGAUCACUGAAGGAGAAGGGCAUCCACAUUGGCCCAUGGAGGAAAAGGAAGUUUGUGCAGAAGAAAUGGUCUUCUCCUCAUAAGAGGCUGUCUUUCAAAGAUGACCUCUACUUUGCUACUACUAGCAGUAGUAGGUUGUGUACCACGUAGAUGCUUCCAAGGUGAACCAUCUGGGAAGGGGGCUCUUCAGAGGCAUUUAUUGUAACUAUAGAUGAUUAGUAAAUAUAAUUGUGUACUAGAAAAUUUUGCAUCUUGUUUAUUUUCCCAACCAUUUUUCAAUCAGGCAAGGGUGAUGCAAUACGGAGAGUAAGAUUAAAUUAUCCUUUUCCUUCAUAGGAAAGACAAAGAAUAGUUUACAUUUUCCUAGUGACAUGUUGGAUCUGCUGCAUACCAUUUGGCCUCAGGUUUAACUCUUCUUGGAGGAUAUUGAGUCCAGUUUUCUGUUAACAAAGUUUGCAUCAAGAUUCAUUA